This is a messenger RNA of Punctularia strigosozonata HHB-11173 SS5, 321 nucleotides long. RefSeq lists its product as uncharacterized. NCBI's taxonomy places the organism in Eukaryota, Fungi, Basidiomycota, Agaricomycetes, Corticiales, Punctulariaceae. The transcript has a single exon. The record is from RefSeq and is a predicted model, not a curated record. Bases 1 to 321 code for a protein of 106 amino acids.
AUGCUACGCGCGCGAGGAGCGGUGAGCCGACCCGCUUCCCGAGUCGCAGAGAGCGUUCGUCGAUUGAAGAUGUUCGCGGUGACGGAGGGAGAAAGGGAGGGCUUUAAUAUGAUCAAGAAGGUACCGAAGGCGACAUUCCAUGAGGGAUACGAGACGUGGCUGGUUACAGAGGCGAAGACGAUCUUGAAGGAGUGCAUGGGAUCCCGGGCGUUGUUGGAGUUGGAGGAGGAGAUGGUGUCGUCGGUCAAGAAGGUGCCGAAGGUCAAGAAAGGGCCGCCGGUCGAGGUGGUGCAAGAAAACAAAGGGUUCAUGCGACCCUGA